Molecule: messenger RNA, 3897 nt
Organism: Eubalaena glacialis (North Atlantic right whale)
Lineage: Eukaryota; Metazoa; Chordata; Mammalia; Artiodactyla; Balaenidae
Gene: KLHL3
Product: kelch like family member 3
Exons: 15
Coding region: 89-1894 (601 amino acids)
Biological process (GO): monoatomic ion homeostasis; protein K48-linked ubiquitination; renal sodium ion absorption
Cellular component (GO): cytosol
Molecular function (GO): protein binding
Source: RefSeq, a predicted model, not a curated record
UUUGCAGCCAUGCUGAAUCACUGUUGCUGAUCAGAUCUCCCGCUGGUUGGCUGGGAGAACCGAGAACAGGGCUAGGAUCCUCCAGUGCAUGCACAGCUCAGCGGCUGCCACCCUGGCUGGGCCUCACACAAUGGACGGUGAAAGCAUCAAGCUGAGCUCCCAGCCCCCAAUACAGGCUGGGGAUGACGAAAAGAACCAGAGGACGAUCACUGUCAACCCUGCCCACAUGGGGAAGGCGUUCAAGGUUAUGAAUGAACUGCGGAGCAAACAGCUAUUGUGUGACGUGGUGAUUGUGGCAGAAGAUGUUGAGAUAGAAGCCCACCGUGUGGUCCUGGCAGCCUGCAGCCCCUACUUCUGUGCGAUGUUCACAGGUGACAUGUCUGAGAGUAAAGCCAAGAAGAUAGAAAUCAAGGAUGUGGAUGGGCAGACCCUGAGCAAGCUGAUUGACUACAUCUAUACGGCUGAGAUUGAGGUGACUGAAGAGAACGUCCAGGUGCUGCUCCCAGCAGCCAGCUUGCUGCAGCUCAUGGAUGUUCGCCAGAACUGCUGUGACUUCCUGCAAUCUCAGUUGCAUCCCACCAAUUGCCUGGGUAUCCGCGCGUUUGCAGACGUGCACACCUGUACCGACCUCCUGCAGCAGGCCAAUGCUUAUGCAGAGCAGCACUUUCCAGAGGUGAUGCUGGGGGAAGAAUUUCUUAGCCUAAGUCUGGACCAGGUGUGCAGCUUGAUAUCCAGUGACAAGCUGACCGUUUCUUCAGAAGAGAAGGUAUUUGAAGCUGUGAUUUCAUGGAUCAAUUACGAGAAAGAAACCCGUUUGGAGCACAUGGCAAAGCUGAUGGAACACGUCCGUCUCCCUCUCUUACCAAGGGAUUACCUUGUCCAGACAGUUGAAGAAGAAGCUUUGAUAAAGAAUAACAACACUUGUAAGGACUUCCUCAUCGAGGCCAUGAAAUAUCAUCUGCUCCCUCUGGAUCAGAGGCUCUUGAUUAAAAACCCAAGGACCAAGCCCAGGACUCCAGUUAGCCUGCCCAAGGUCAUGAUCGUGGUUGGCGGCCAGGCACCCAAGGCCAUCCGCAGUGUGGAGUGCUAUGAUUUUGAGGAGGACCGGUGGGAUCAGAUUGCCGAGCUCCCCUCCAGGAGAUGCAGAGCAGGUGUGGUGUUCAUGGCUGGCCACGUGUACGCCGUGGGCGGGUUCAAUGGUUCACUGCGUGUGCGGACAGUGGACGUGUAUGACGGGGUGAAGGACCAGUGGACGUCCAUCGCCAGCAUGCAGGAGCGCCGGAGCACGCUGGGAGCAGCUGUGCUCAACGACCUGCUCUACGCUGUCGGGGGCUUUGAUGGCAGUACUGGCCUGGCAUCGGUGGAAGCCUAUAGCUACAAGACCAACGAGUGGUUCUUCGUGGCCCCAAUGAACACACGGCGGAGCAGUGUGGGUGUGGGUGUCGUAGAGGGGAAGCUAUAUGCCGUUGGGGGUUAUGAUGGGGCUUCCCGCCAGUGCCUGAGCACCGUGGAGCAGUACAACCCAGCGACCAAUGAGUGGACAUACGUGGCAGACAUGAGCACUCGCCGCAGCGGUGCAGGGGUUGGGGUCCUCAGCGGGCAGCUGUACGCCACAGGUGGACACGAUGGGCCCUUGGUGAGGAAGAGUGUCGAGGUUUACGAUCCUGGAACAAACACCUGGAAGCAGGUGGCAGACAUGAACAUGUGCCGGCGCAAUGCAGGGGUCUGUGCAGUGAAUGGGCUCCUGUAUGUGGUUGGAGGGGAUGAUGGAUCCUGUAACCUGGCUUCGGUGGAGUACUACAAUCCUGUCACUGACAAGUGGACGCUGCUGCCAAGCAACAUGAGCACAGGGCGGAGCUAUGCAGGUGUUGCUGUGAUUCACAAGCCCUUGUGACCCCAACUCCCACUGCCAGGAGGUGGAGGAAGGGAGGGGUGCUGCCUGUGACUCGGCACAGUGGGACCACGCUGGCUGGGUGCCACUCGCUGCCGGAGUCUGCAGAGGAGCGGGGACCGCCCUCCUCCAACUUGGCAGUGUCGUCAGGGUGGGAAGACAGUGACCCACCUCCUGCUCCCGCAAGGUGUUUCAUCUUCUGCCCUGAGCAGUGGGUUCCUGAUAGCUCCGGCUGCACCUUUGAGCGUUCUUUUGUGUGUUUCUACAGGGACAUCAGAGAACCUGGAACCUGUGUGUGUGUGUGUGUGUGUGUGUGUGUGUGUGUGUGCAGAAUGUGGUGAUUCACUAAAUUGGGGGGUGGUGAUGGUCUGCUCCAUUUCUAUACUACUGAUCCUUCCGCUAUGCUAAAAAUCCAAUCACAGAAACCUCUCUUAUGGAUUUGCCCCACGGGGACCUUGAGACUACUAGAGCUGCUGUCUACUGGAAGUGCAGUUGGACAUACCGGGAAUGUCCGGAAAUGACCAGGCCCAUGGACUGGCCUAGACUACUGGCAUUGUCUGCAGAAGAGUGGGGUGUUCUCGAAGCUGCCCCGUGUCCUCUGUGUGCUAGGACCACAGGUUCUCUAGCCCCUCAGCUGGGUGCUCUUCCUUGGGCUCUCCUCCUGGAACUUCUUAUCAGAACUGCCCAGUCUCUGGGCUACUGGUCUUUGAGGUCAAGGAUUCCAGGUUUGGGAGAUUUCGUGUCUCUUCAGCUGGGAAAACUAGCUCUUCAGAGAAGCACUGAGUAACACACUGGAGGGAAAAAAAAUACAUGAAAAACAAAAACACAAGAAAACAAAGUGGUAAGGCUUCAGUCCUUGUCCAUAGUGGUCCCAGAGAGGAUCCUACUUCUGGGUUUUCCUGGGAUAGGACAGUCCCUGUUUAUACUUAUUAUCCAGGUUUAAUUUUUCAGAGCAUCCCGUUUUACUCUCAAAAGUGUUCUGGUUUGGAGGCUAAGUAAAAGAUCACCAUACCUCCAAACCCAAAGAUAGGUUUGUCCCUGCACUGGAUGGGGUCAUGUGUGAUUUACAUGGCCAUGGAUGACUUCAAAGGGGUGUAUACUUGGCACCCUGGGCCUGGCCCUCGGCAGUCGGUCCAGUCUGUCUCACAUCCUUGUCUUCCUUUCCUUGUGCUCUCCCCCAUUCCAGGCCUUUACUCUCUCGCCAAUCCUCAGAGCAUCCCCCUCCUAGCUUCCCCUGUGAGGGAGGACGUGGUGGUGGGCCCUGAAUGUGUGAUCUCUCUCAGGAGUACUUGCAUUUUGAGAGAGGAGCUUGAUGAAAGCUUUGCUAAUUCACGGGUAAAAAUGAUUAAUGACAGAACUUCAGGCAUCCGGAGGAGGGAGGAGGGUAUUUGAGGGCUCAGGGAGUCAUGUGCAUUAAAAAAAAAAAAAAAGAACCUUAAAGCUGUACUGUUCCUGAACUAGCAAGUUGCUUGUGUUGGAAUUUCCAGCAUAAAGAGGGGAAGUCUUGUGUCUGCAGAAGAGUCUCACCACUUGGGGGCUGGAAUUUACCCUUCCUGAUGUCAAGGUCCACCUUUAGGGAGCCAAGGGGCUUUAUGAACUCUGAUGUUGGACUUCUCAUACAACUGGGCAACUUCCAAGCAGAUUUUGUAGGAGACUGUCAUUCUCCCCACUUCACCCUGAAGUUAUAAACCCAGGACUUUCCUCAGCGAGUUGGACACUUUGUGUAUUUACUGUAUAUUUAUUGUACGUGAACCACUCAACUCCCCUGAAGGGGAAACAUCUUCUGAUGUUGAGCAGAUGUUACUUCAGUGAGACAUUUGGGGAAUACCAAGGUACCCAGAAUUUUUAGUAACCUUGGGCAGAGGCUGAAAUAUCCAGCUUUGGUGGACCUGGAAGAACAGCUCCAAAGGGAUCAAGACAUGCUGUUAGCUGGUUUGUUCUGCUCUUACCUGGCACGGAGGUGACUGUGGUCUCAAAGCUCUGCCUGCCUCUGGAUCGGAAGCUGA